GGGAAAAACCGAAAAAGAAUCUUGAUGACGUGGCUCGAAGCAGGGGAACUGCCUGGCAGACUGCCACAGAAUCUCUGAAAUUCCAAAACCCUAAUAUUCUGGGCGCGUCGCGAGAAAGCCAAAAGGAAUAAAAAGAAAACAAAUUUUCUGUAAGGAUUGUUCGUCUUCUUUGUUCAUAUAUUCCGCAAUUAAAACAUCCCAAUCUCUUUGUCGCCACAUAUUCUCCAAUCCUUCAAUUCUGUGUAAGGAUGUCCACCGCGCCUGUAAAUCCCGCUUCCGUUUCUUCCUCAACUUCUGCAAGCGACGCGGAGACUCUCCGGCGAGGCCGUAUCCUCUCAAGCAAGCUCUACUUCGAUGUGCCUCUCACUAAGGUUCCAAUUAUUUACUCGUCGUCGUACGACAUUGCGUUUCUUGGCAUGGAAAAACUGCACCCAUUUGAUUCUUCUAAGUGGGGUCGCAUAUGCCGGUUCCUUAUCUUGGAUGGUGCUUUGGAGAAAAACCAUAUUGUUGAGCCUCUGGAAGCUUCAAAGGAUGAUCUCCUAGUGGUACAUUCAGAAUCAUACUUGAAUAGUCUGAAAACCAGUCUCAAUGUUGCUGUUAUAAUUGAGGUCCCCCCUGUUGCAUUACUGCCCAAUUGUCUUGUGCAGCAGAAAGUUCUUUAUCCAUUUCGCAAGCAGGUUGGGGGAACCAUUUUGGCUGCAAAGCUUGCAAAAGAGCGAGGAUGGGCCAUCAAUGUCGGUGGAGGGUUCCAUCACUGUUCUGCAGGAAAAGGUGGUGGAUUCUGUGCUUAUGCAGAUAUUUCUCUUUGCAUACACUAUGCCUUUAUCCGGUUGAAUAUUUCUAGGGUGAUGAUAAUUGAUCUUGAUGCACAUCAAGGAAAUGGCCAUGAAUUGGAUUUUUCCAAUGACAGACGAGUUUAUAUUCUGGAUAUGUACAACCCUGGGAUAUAUCCAUCUGAUUUUGAGGCAAGGAGAUAUAUUGAUCAGAAGGUUGAAGUAGUGAGUGGGACCACAACUAAUGAGUACCUGACAAAAUUAGAUGAAGCACUCAAGGUUGCUGGACGCAUGUUUGAUCCUGAGUUGGUGGUGUAUAAUGCUGGCACUGAUAUCCUAGAUGGAGAUCCACUGGGAAGGUUGAAGAUCAGUCCUGAAGGGGUAACUAGUAGAGAUGAGAAGGUUUUCAGAUUUGCUCGUGAGAAGAAAAUUCCUCUCAUCAUGCUCACAUCAGGUGGUUAUAUGAAAUCCAGUGCCAAAGUAAUAGCAGAUUCAAUAGUAAACCUGUCGAGGAAAUGCUUGAUAGACACUGGGAGUUCUCAUUCCCGGGGUUAAAAGUAAUACUAUUAUAUGUAGUAGUUAUUCUACAAAGUUCCAUGUUACUUCUUUACAAUAGCUUUCAUGAAAAUGUUUACUUACCAAUUAUUGCAAGGUUGGGGCACAGUUUCUUGGUUUUCUGUACAUAUGUUCAAAACGAGCGUGUAUUAGUCGAUCAUCAUCAUAUGUAAUACUGUAACUAUUUGUAUGACAAACCCUAUAAGAAAUAUUGAGGAGAAUGUAUAUUCAGAGCAGUUGUGUUUGGCAUGUAA
Vitis vinifera (wine grape) is the source of this 1582-nucleotide messenger RNA. RefSeq names its product histone deacetylase 2. Gene Ontology annotation, molecular function: histone deacetylase activity. NCBI's taxonomy places the organism in Eukaryota, Viridiplantae, Streptophyta, Magnoliopsida, Vitales, Vitaceae. The transcript is spliced from 13 exons. The coding region runs from base 249 to 1328 and encodes 359 amino acids. The record is from RefSeq and is a predicted model, not a curated record.